UGUCUCUUUCUCUCUCCCCCCAUCCCAACCUUUUUCUGCUUUUUCCAUGGCUAUGCUACGCACUACGCACUCUCUUCCAGUCUUCCUUCUCUUCUUCUUCCUAAUUUUUCUUUCUAUGACUCAGCCUCGGUUUCAGUUCCUGCGUCUUCUUCUAAUCCUAGAUCUCUAAUGUUCUAGUUUGGUCACAACAAAAAAUAAAACGAUUCACUCACCUAGUCACCUGUAGUUAUAGUACCCUUAACAAGCAUUGUGCUUCUUAGAUGUUAGAUCCUACCCAAAACGCUGCCGUUUUGUUGCGGAGCCUGCAUUUCUUUAUAAACGCUUCAUUUUAAGUCUUACAAGCCUGCAUUUCUCCAUGUUUUUCUUUUCUUGAUUUUAUUUUUCAGUUGUGGAAAAUUUCUCAGAAGCGCUGUUUAUAAAUGGAGGAGCCUUCAGAGCAUCAAGGCGAAGUCGUAAAGCCAGAAAAUCCCCAAACUGCUGAAAGAAAGGCCUCUUUGGAAGCAGGGAAACGAGCUUCUUCGAAAACUGCCGCGAACACUGGCGGUUCAGUUCCCGCAAGAAAGAGAGUAACGGAACCUCGAAAUGGUUCGGGUUCAGGUUUAGGUUCGGGUUCUUCGGCUUUGGCGGCUAAGAGAUCAAGUUCAUCCACCGGUUCUGUUUCUUCGGUUUCCGUGCCAAGGCGAAACAGCACCGGUGGAUUGCCGAAGAAGCCGUCUAUCUCUGAUGAAAAACGGAAAGCCGGUGCGGAUUCUGCUGCAGGCGUCAAGGGCAGCACCGAAAUGACGCGGAAGUCAUUGCCGGAGCUCCGGCGAAGUUCUGUUACUUCUUCACCUCGCGCUGGAGUUGCGGCGAAGCCUGCACUGGGAUCACCGGUUGGACUAGGUUUGAGGACUUCAGUGAGUAAGGCGGAUGUUGUCAAGAAGCCGUUGAGUAGGCCGGCAUUGUCGGUUUCUUCGUCGACGAGUGUUCGUUCUUUGGUGGAUAGUACUGCCAGCAGCGGCCAUGGUGGUUCUUCUAGGAGGAUGGUUUUGCAGGCUUCAUCACCAUCAGUGGUGCGGUCGCCUUCGGUUUCCAGCGGGUCAAGAGCAGGGUCUCUAUCUUCAUCGGCCACCUCAAUUGAUAGGAGUUCUAGCCUGUCUGGGAGGAAAGUAGGCACGCCUGAUACCCGGGAUUCACGAUUUAUUGUUCUUCCACAGGUUGAUAAUAAGGCCAAUGAUGAUGUGAGGUUGGAUCUUAGGGGACACAGAGUUCGCAGUCUGAAUGCCAGUGGAUUAAACUUGUCCUCAAACUUAGAGUUUGUUUAUCUUCGUGACAAUCUCCUUUCUACAUUGGACGGAGUUGAAAUAUUGACGAGAGUGAAGGUUCUUGAUUUGAGUUUUAAUGACUUUAGAGGGCCUGGAUUUGAGCCUCUUGAGAAUUGCAAAGUACUGCAGCAACUUUAUCUUGCUGGAAAUCAAAUUACAUCAUUGGCAAGUCUCCCGCAACUUCCUAACUUGGAGUUCCUCUCAGUAGCUCAAAAUAAAUUGAAAUCUCUCACUAUGGCAAGUCAACCUCGACUGCAGGUCUUAGCUGCCAGCAAAAACAGAAUUUCCACUCUUAAGGGUUUCCCAUAUUUACCUGUUCUUGAGCAUUUGCGUGUGGAGGAGAAUCCUAUACUUAAGAUGCCUCAUUUAGAAGCUGCUUCGAUAUUGCUAGUUGGGCCCACUUUGAAAAAAUAUAACGAUAGAGAUCUUUCUCGUGAGGAAAUGGCAUUAGCCAAACGAUAUCCUGCACAAACAGCAUUUUGUAUCAGAGAUGGUUGGGAGUUUGGUCGCCCUGAGCAAGCUGCAGAGUCAACUUUCCGUUUUCUAGCAGAGAAAUGGAAAGAUCAUAUCCCUCCUGGGUUCCUCCUCAAAGAAGCCUCCAUUGAUAAACCGUCGGAAGAAGAUGUGUGUCACUGUCAUUUCACGGUUAUUCCUGAUGGUGCAGUGAGUGUGGACUCUCCAUUAGUCUUAAAAUAUCAAUGGUUUUCUGGUGACAAAACACUUUCAAAUUUUGUUUCUAUUCCAGAUGCUACUGGUGAGAUUUACUGGCCAAAGCAUGAUGACAUUGGUAAAAUUCUGAAAGUGGAAUGCACUCCCUGUUUAGGCGAGACAGAGUAUCCUUCUAUAUUUGCCGUCUCUCCUCCAGUUUCACGAGGAAGUGGAAUUCCAAAGGUUGUAACACUUGAAGUUCAUGGAGAACUAGUAGAGGGAAGUAUCAUCAAGGGCUAUGCGAAGGUUGCAUGGUGUGGUGGGACUCCAGGAAAAGGUGUUGCUAGUUGGCUGCGGAGGAAAUGGAACAGCAGUCCUGUAGUCAUUGCUGGGGCAGAAGAUGAAGAGUAUCAGCUUACCUUAGAUGACGUUGAUUCAAGUUUGGUUUUCAUGUACACACCAGUAACAGAGGAAGGUGCUAAAGGAGAGCCUCAAUAUAAAUAUACAGAUUUUAUAAAAGCCGCUCCUCCUUCAGUUAGUAAUGUUAGAAUAGUUGGAGAUGUUGUUGAAGGAAAUACCAUUAAAGGAGUUGGUGAUUAUUUUGGAGGGAGGGAGGGUCCCAGCAAGUUUGAAUGGUUACGGGAGAACAAGAGUGCAGGUGACUUUUUGUUAGUGUCAGCUGGUACUUCUGAAUAUACCUUGGCCAAAGAGGAUGUUGGUCAAUGUUUGGCUUUUGUAUACAUACCGAUUAAUUUUGAAGGUCAGGAAGGAAAAUCUUUGUCAGCAAGGUCGCCUGUUGUCAAACAAGCACCACCAAAAGUAACCAAUGUCAAAAUAAUUGGUGACCUACGAGAGAAUAGCAAGGUAACUGCAACUGGUAUUGUUACUGGAGGAACUGAAGGAUCUAGCAGAGUUCAGUGGUUUAAGACAUAUUCUUCAACUUUGGAUGAAAACAGUCUUGAGGCCUUAAGUUCUUCCAAAAUAGCAAAGGCAUUCCGCAUACCACUUGGAGCUGUUGGCUGUUACAUUGUUGCAAAAUAUACACCAAUGACUCCUGAUGGUGAUUAUGGUGAACCAGCAUUUGUAAUAUCUGAUAGAGCAGUUGAGACUCUACCUCCAAGCUUGAAUUUCUUGUCUAUUAUUGGAGAUUAUAGUGAAGGUGGAAUAUUGACAGCUUCAUAUGGAUAUGUUGGAGGUCAUGAAGGGAAAAGUAUAUAUAAUUGGUAUCUUCAUGAGGUUGAAGGUGAUGUGGGUUCGUCGAUACCAGGUGUUACAGGUUUGCAGUAUUGUAUUACUAAAGAAGCAAUUGGAAAAUUCAUUUCAUUCCAGUGUACUCCAGUUCGUGAUGAUGGUGUUGUGGGUGACCUACGAAUUUGCAUGGGACAGGAGCGUAUUCGCCCUGGAAGCCCAAGACUACUUUCUUUAUGCAUAAUUGGAAAUGCUGUUGAAGGAACAAUGCUAAACGUUGAAAAGAAGUAUUGGGGUGGUGAAGAGGGUGAUUCAACAUACCGCUGGUUUAGGACCAGCUCUGAUGGCACACAAAGUGAAAUAAUGGGUGCCACCAUGGAAUCAUAUACACCCUCACUUUACGACAUUGGCUUCUUUAUUUCUGUUUCAUGUGAGCCUGUCCGCUGCGAUUGGGCACGCGGUCCCAUGGUUGUUUCUGAACAAAUUGGGCCAAUAAUACCUGGUAUUCCAAAAUGUCAUUCUCUGGAAUUCCUUGGAUCAUUUAUGGAAGGGAAGUGCUUGAAAUUUAAUGCGGUUUAUAGUGGAGGGGAGAGAGGAGAAUGCACUAAUGAGUGGUUUAGGGUGAAAGAGAAUGGUCUACGUGAGAAAAUUAAUUGCUGUGCAGAUUUUUUGGAUUUGACACUUGAGGACAUUGGUGUGUGCAUUGAAUUAUUAUACAACCCUGUGCGAAAAGAUGGAAUCAAAGGGAGCCCAAAGCGCAUAGUGUCUGAUGUAAUUUCUCCUGCUGAUCCUAUGGGUAUCGAACUCAUAGUUCCCAACUGCUGUGAAGGCACAGAGCUUGUCCCGAUUAAAAAGUAUUUUGGUGGACAUGAAGGAGCUGGGGAAUACAUUUGGUAUCGGACAAAAAAUAAGCUUGAAGGAUCUGCCCUACUGGAUAUAUCAAAUGCUUCUGAUGUCGUAAUAUGCGGGAGAGACCUAACAUAUACGCCAUCACUUAUAGAUGUUGAAUCUUACCUGGCCUUGUAUUGGGUGCCUACUCGUGCUGACGGCAAAUGUGGAGAGCCCUUGAUUUCAUUGUGCAGUUCUCCAGUUUCUCCAGCUCCUCCCAUAGUUUCUAAUGUCCGGCUGAUAGAGUUAUCUUCGGGAAUUUAUUCUGGGGAUGGUGUAUAUUUUGGUGGAUAUGAAGGAGAAAGCCUCUUUAGCUGGUAUAGAGAAAAUAAUGAAGGAACCAUCGAACUAAUUGAAGGGGCAAAUUCUAAAACUUACAAAGUUACUGAUUCAGAUUACAAUUGUCGUAUAUUGUUUGGAUACACGCCAGUUCGCUCUGAUUUGGUUGUGGGAGAACUCAGGUUAUCGGACCCAACUGACAUUGUACUCCCAGAGUUGCCAUAUGUGGAGAUGCUUGCUCUCACUGGAAAGGCAGUUGAAGGUGAUGUACUUACAGCAGUGGAAGUGAUUCCAAACAGUGAGGCUCAGCAACAUGUUUGGAACAAGUACAAAAAAGAGAUAAGAUACCAAUGGUUUUGUUCAUCAGAAGUGGGAGACUAUGAUCCAUUACCCAAUCAAUGUUCUUGCUCAUAUAAGGUGCGACUAGAGGACAUUGGUCGUCGGUUGAAAUGUGAAUGUGUCGUAACUGAUGUAUUUGGAAGAACAGGUGAUGUGGUGUACAUUGAGACCACCCCUGUAUUACCAGGGAUUCCUAGAAUCCAAAAGUUGGAGAUUGAGGGAAGGGGAUUUCAUACCAAUCUCUAUGCUGUUCGAGGCAUUUAUAAUGGUGGGAAGGAAGGAAAAAGUAGAAUUCAGUGGCUUAGAUCAAUGGUUGGAAGUCCUGAUCUAAUCUCCAUACCUGGUGAAACAAGCAGAAUGUAUGAAGCUAAUGUUGAUGAUGUUGGCUAUAGGUUAGUGGCUAUUUAUACUCCUGUAAGAGAGGAUGGAGUAGAGGGACAAUCAAUUUCUGUAUCCACCGAGCCAAUCGCUGUUGAGCCUGAUGUUAUUAGAGAAGUGAAGCAGAAUCUUGAUCUUGGAUCAGUCAAGUUUGAGGUUUUGUGUGACAAGGAUCAGAAUUCGAAAAAGAUAUCAACAGUAGGCACUUACGAGAGGCGAAUCCUUGAAGUAAAUAAAAAAAGAGUCAAGGUGGUAAAGCCUGCCACAAAAACGUCUUUUCCAACUACCGAAAUCCGCGGGAGUUACGCCCCUCCUUUUCAUGUGGAGCUUUUCAGGAAUGAUCAACACCGCCUAAAGAUAGUAGUUGACAGUGAGAACGAAGCAGACUUGAUGGUGCACUCCAGACACAUUCGGGAUGUCAUUGUUCUUGUUGUUCGAGGAUUUGCUCAGCGAUUCAAUAGUACUUCCCUCAAUUCUCUUCUCAAGAUAGAGACAUAAAAUUCUUUCUUGCACAUUGUAUAGUCAAAUUUAUUUCAUGUUUUGCAAAUCAUGGGUCCGAGCAUUAUGUUGAAAUAACCGUUAUUGAAGCAAUAAACAUUGGAUUGCAUGCAAUUGUGUAUUGUAUUUAAGGAUUUCACAUUCCAGAAAAGAGCAGAGUUUAAAACAAUUGUGGCUUUGCAAAUCCAGGGUUCUUAUACUUGUCUA
Messenger RNA from Arachis stenosperma, 5729 nucleotides. Its product is annotated as 187-kDa microtubule-associated protein AIR9. The record is from RefSeq and is a predicted model, not a curated record. NCBI's taxonomy places the organism in Eukaryota, Viridiplantae, Streptophyta, Magnoliopsida, Fabales, Fabaceae. Gene Ontology annotation, molecular function: protein binding. Bases 420 to 5522 code for a protein of 1700 amino acids. The transcript has 36 exons. Gene Ontology annotation, cellular component: plasmodesma; plasma membrane.